AGUCAAGCGCUCACCUCCCUUCCCCCCCCUUUCCCCUCAAUAGCUGCCAUUCGUUCUUUCCAUGGCUGCUUAUCGUAACCAGGAGAAGCUGUCGCAAAGCGACUCUGAUCCGCAGCUUUCUGUUGGCCACGACGCCUAUGCUCUUGAUGAGCGUCGCAGGGCUGCAUUGGCUGAGGUCGAUAAUGCUAAAUUCUCGUGGUUCCAUGUCAAAGUCGCCAUGGUCGCCGGUGUCGGUUUCUUCACCGAUGCGUACGAUAUCUUUGCUAUCAAUAUCGCCUCGACAAUGUUGGGCUAUGUAUACGGUCACAAAUUCAACCUCAAUACCAACCAAAAUCUCGGUGUCAAGGUCGCUACCCCCGUCGGUAACGUAUUCGGUCAACUGAUUUUCGGCUGGAUGGCAGACGUCCUAGGUCGUAAACGGAUGUACGGUGUCGAGUUGAUGAUCAUCAUUGUCGCGACUUUCGGCCAGGCCAUAUCCGGUGACGGACAUGCAGUGAGCAUCAUCGGCGUGAUUGUCGUUUGGCGAUUCCUUAUGGGCGUUGGGAUCGGUGGAGACUACCCGCUCAGUGCGGUGAUCUCAUCCGAGUUCUCCUCCACGCGCACUCGGGGUCGGCUCAUGACCGCCGUAUUCGCCGCCCAAGGAUGGGGUCAAUUCUCUGCCGCCCUGGUUGCGCUCAUCAUCGUCGCCGCUUACAAGACAUCCCUUCUCAACGAUCCCUAUCCCGUCCUCAACCACGUCGACUACAUGUGGCGACUCCUCAUCGGCCUGGGCUGUGUUCCCGCUGUCGUUGCCCUCUACUUCCGUCUUACCAUCCCAGAGACACCUCGUUUCACCAUGGAUAUCGAGCGCAACGUCAUCCAGGCUGCGCAGGAUGUGGAGAACGUCUUGUCGACCGGCAAGUUCUACCAUGAUCCCGACGCGGUCGUGCAGAAGGCGCAGACCCCCAAGGCCAGCCGACGCGACUUCGUCGCGUAUUUCUCCAAGUGGGAGAACGGUAAGGUCUUGCUUGGCACUUCUUACUCCUGGUUUGCCCUCGACAUCGCUUUCUACGGAUUGGGCCUCAACUCCUCCAUCGUGCUGCAGGCUAUCGGCUACGCGAGCCCUUCGCCCAAGUCAGCCCUCGACGCCUACAACGCCCUGAAGAACAUCUGCGUUGGCAAUCUCAUCCUUUCCGUUGCUGGUUUGAUCCCCGGCUACUGGGUUUCUUUCCUGUUCAUCGACUCUUGGGGCCGCAAGCCCAUCCAACUCAUGGGCUUCGUCAUGCUGACCAUUAUCUUCGUCAUCAUGGGCUUCGCAUACGACAAGCUGACUGCCACCAGCUCUGCUCGCGGUGCCUUCGUCUUCCUGUACUGCCUUGCCAACUUCUUCCAGAACUUCGGUCCCAAUACCACGACCUUUAUAGUCCCGGGUGAGGCCUUCCCCACACGCUACCGCUCCACUGCGCACGGUAUCUCCGCCGCGAGCGGCAAGAUCGGCGCCAUCAUCGCGCAGGUCGGCUUCGCGCAGCUCGUCAACAUUGGCGGGACGAACCGCUUCGUGCAACAUAUCCUGGAGAUCUUCGCAUUCUUCAUGUUGACCGGUAUCUUCUCCACGCUCCUGCUUCCUGAGACUAAGGGCCGCUCCCUCGAGGAUCUAUCGAACGAGGAUCAGAACGGCUUCGUCCGCGGUGUUGCUGGGACGCCUAGUUUAAAGCAGCCGGCGGUGACGGUCGAGUCGCGUUGAGGUGUCUGCUAUGUUUUCGCUAUUUACUUGGGACGUUCUGGUGUCGUGGCGUUGGUUGGGCUUGUAGGAGUGCUUUAUUUAAAGCAGAGGUGUCGAUAUCAAAAGUGUCAUAGUUCCUAGAAGCGUAUUUAUAGGAGCCCUCUGUAUUGUUACGACCGACGAGGAUGUAUUCCUGGUUACUGGAUAUAUAGUUAUAGAGGAUGAUGCGCGGCAUCCGUAAUACAUGUCUGUUAGGUCUGUUAUGGAUUACUCACGUUCAGUAAACACUGAAUAGAUCGAAGGGACAGUAUGAAGGCCG
Molecule: messenger RNA, 2021 nt
Organism: Gloeophyllum trabeum ATCC 11539
Lineage: Eukaryota; Fungi; Basidiomycota; Agaricomycetes; Gloeophyllales; Gloeophyllaceae
Product: phosphate transporter
Exons: 8
Coding region: 62-1723 (553 amino acids)
Biological process (GO): transmembrane transport; phosphate ion transport
Cellular component (GO): membrane
Molecular function (GO): phosphate transmembrane transporter activity
Source: RefSeq, a predicted model, not a curated record